CAAACUUGCAGCGUUCAUGAUCUUACAGGUCACUCGAGCGAGAAAGGAAUUUCCCAGGCAGAUUUUGCUUGCAAUCUUCGAAACAAAAAUCUAAACAAGUCCUAGUGUGCCAUACCAAGUCAUACAAGAAGAAAACCCCCGUUUAAUAAGCAUUGUCAGCGUCAAAUUUGGCACAGAGUAGACCUCAGCUUAUACACGCCUUCACGCCUUCACGCCCUUCCACGUGUUACACCAGCCUAUUGACCGAGUGAUAUGAUCGGUGAUUCCGACAUGGAGCCGAAAGCUGAGGUUUCAAAUUCGGGCGAGACUGCAACAUUUGAGGGACGCUUGCAGUUGAAAGACUUCAUGUACAGCGCCCCUCAACAGCCUAUACGGAGGAGUCCUCGGUUUGCUGCUGCGUCUGAAUCACCAUCGUCAUCCUCAGUGACAAGUGUGACGAAUCCUCCUCCAUCAUCCAAGAGGAGGCGUCAGACAGAAACUCCAGAUUCGUCAUCUUCAUCCCCACAGAAGAAACAGCGGAAUCGUCCCAAAUCUGGCUAUGCUCCACCUUCAACCUAUGCCCACUUACCAGAGCUACCUGAUGCCGUCGCGCCCAAUCUCCUGGUAUUUUUCAUCGGGCUGAACCCCGGUAUAGAGACUGCGCGGAAAGGUCAUGCUUAUGCACACCCAUCCAAUCUAUUUUGGAAGCUCCUCUACUCGAGCGGCGUGACGCCCGUGCCGUGCCGUGCCGAUGAGGACAGGCAGAUGCCGGAGCGAUACAGCCUUGGGCUGACCAAUAUCGUCGCUCGGCCCAGUCGGAACGGCGCCGAGCUAAGUAAACAGGAGAUGGAUGAUGGUGUCUCCAUCUUGGAAGACAAGGCCCGCAAGUGGCGACCAGAGAGCAUGUGUGUCGUUGGCAAGAGCAUUUGGGAGAGCAUCUGGCGCGUACGCCACGGGUCUCCCGUAGGCAAGGCCUUCAAGUACGGAUGGCAAGACGAGUCUGAGAAUAUGGGCGUCAUCAAGGGCGAGUGGGCGGGAGCAAAGGUAUUUGUUGCGACGAGUACGAGUGGCCUUGCAGCUUCCAUGUCGCCAGCCGAAAAACAGGCCGUAUGGAACCAGUUGGGCUCCUGGGUCAAGACAAGGAGAGCCGAAAGAGAGGUUGAGGAAGAGAAGGAGGCUGACAAGGAGACAGAAUCUUAAGAAGAAGAGCGGGGCUAGACAAAUAGUGACAGCGGGUGAUGCAUAUUCAUGGCAUUAGCAAUUCUUUUGACCAUGCGCAUUUGUUACAUCCGAAUGACAUGGUGUUAGUGAUGCUAAUGCUCAUCAAGGUGUCGUGCCUAUCAGAUCAAGUACCAUGAGCCUCCAUAAGGUUGAUGUUAUAAUUCAAUGCGUAUGAUACAUGAG
Messenger RNA from Trichoderma asperellum CBS 433.97, 1383 nucleotides. RefSeq lists its product as uncharacterized. The record is from RefSeq and is a predicted model, not a curated record. Lineage: Eukaryota; Fungi; Ascomycota; Sordariomycetes; Hypocreales; Hypocreaceae. Gene Ontology annotation, biological process: base-excision repair, AP site formation. Gene Ontology annotation, molecular function: pyrimidine-specific mismatch base pair DNA N-glycosylase activity; uracil DNA N-glycosylase activity.